AUGGCCAAAUCAUCUUUGAUCCGUAUCGAUGCUUACUCGAUUGGGCUGCUCGCGGUGCUGGCUGCCUGCUUGCUUUAUGCACGCAUCAUCCAGCACCGCGAUCAGCCUGUGCUGCACCCUCUGAUCCUGCAUAGGCAAUCGGAGGCGUCGUCCGUGCACCUCGUGGGCGAGUCGCCCACGUACCGCAACGUGAAUGCGCCCCUCGGCCGCGACUUGGCCAUGCGUCCGCAACGGAGCACUCCGACCAUCGCGACGCUCCUCGCACAGGGGCUUACGGGCACGGAAGGCUCUCACGUGCGUCGCGUAAUGGACGCGUCGCUCAGCAACGACGAGCUGCGCGCGCAGGCCGCAGCGUUUAUGCGCGGGGUCGAGACGCUUGUGAAGUCGGAUUCGCCCACCAUUGUCGUGUGUGGCUUCCUUGACACGGCGCCUGCGGUCAUUGCUGCGAUCGCAGGCGCCGUUGCGAACGAACGCGCACGGACCGUGAUGGUACCGCCGGGCCUGGCGCCUACGAAGCGCCCAGGCGGCAUUGAUCUCGCGACGACCGCGGUCGUGUGUAUUGGCGCGCCUUUGCUUCCAGUGUGGGCAAAUGCGCGCCUGGUUGUUGUGCGCGGCAGCGGCUCUCUCGAGGGCGCUACGCCCAAGCACAGCCCGACGGAGUGGGACGAUGUGCUGGGCGCUGCACCCGACGGCACCGCUCCGCCGCCGCCUGACGUGUCGCGCUUGUCGAAUGCAGAGCUUGAUCGUCUUGGUGCGCGUACGUACGCGACCGUAUGGGACGGUCACAGUGCCUGGCUCAAUGUGACGCACACGUCCAUGACGUCGGCGGUAACGGCGUGGCUGAGCGAGUUUCCCGCGGACGAGGUGCCGAAUGUAAACGAUGUCGUGCUGACGGAUUUGGUGUACGCACGCGCCGUCCCCGCUCUGGUGCACUGGACGCUUGUUCUGACGUGUCUGGCCGCGGGCGCGAGCAUUGCGUGCGAGCCGCCGACCGAGCUCGUAUCUUCAGCCGCUAUGCUGCGCCCGACGCUCCUGUUCAUCAGUACGCGCAGCGCGCAAAUGAUUGAGCACCGAUUGUGGGUUCCCGCGACGGGUGCGCUGCUAUACUCUCUCAUGCGGCGCGUCAAUAUGAACCUCCUGCGCAACGGCCUCUUUCCCCGUGGCCGCCUCCUGGACAACUGGAUUGUGGCGCCACUCCGUACGGCCAUUGGCGUCAGCGGUGUGCGAGCGGCUGUGCUCGCCGGCAACGGAACGGCCGCAGACCAGACACUGCUUGAUGCACUGCGUCUGUACCUCGGAGUGCCGGUGAUGCACGCGUAUGUGCCAGCGCAGCUGCGCUGCGACACGCAUGCUGCGCUCAUCACGGCGCCAGCAAGCACAUCGAACCUGUACGACUUGCAAGCCUUUGCGCCCGAGUCGGUGGACGACGAGUCGGCGCGCUGCCUCGCGGCGCCCGUCGGCCCGCCGUCUGUUGCACUGGAACUGAAGCUCGUGCACGACUCGCCGGCGGUCGCACGCUACGCGACAGAAUUGGAGCAUCUGCGUGCCGGAGGGCACGCGGCGGAUCCGAUCGGCGAAGUGUAUGUGCGGGGCUAUACCCUGACGGCGCGCGACCAUGACGCCACGACCAUCUCGCCGUGGCACGCGACGGGCGAUGUGGGGCUUAUGCGCACCAAUGGCACGCUCGUCGUCGUUGCGCCGCGCGGAGCGGAUGAGGCGGGCAUGCUGCCCAGCACGGUGUCGUCGAUGGACAUGAGCCAGCGCCUGGCGCGUUCGGCGGCGAGCGUGGUGCGGCGCAGCGCGGCUGCGGCUGCUGCGCCUGCACUGCUCCUGGGCUGUGCCCUGGCAUGUGUGAGCGGCGCCGAGGCCCGACACAUGACGCCGCAGCGACGUGGUGUGUCCCUGGUGCCACGCGCGGCAACCGUGCCGCCGCUCAACACGACCAUGGUGGAUGUGGCACUGGACGGUGUGCUGUCGUCGCAGCGUGCGUCCUGGGAGCAGGGCGUUCUGCAGUCGGCGGUGACCGAGUACCUGUACCCUAACUGGACAUUUUUUAAAAAGCCCGACUCGCAGCUCUUCCCUCCGCCGCGCUCGGUGGCGUCGGUGGCGCAGCCGGUAGCGCUCCUGCGCCUCGCAGAGAAGAGCGUGAGCAGCCAGGACGCCGCGGGGCGCCUCGCCAGCCUGAUUACGGGCGACGAGCGCAUGAAUGAAGGCGCGACGAUGGACUCGGCGAGCUGUGGGGAAGGCGUCCUAGUCGGCGCGUGGAUCAACGAGGGUUUUCCCAACCAGGCGCCGGCGCCGCAGAGCACGUACGGAGCGGCGGCGCAGCGCCAACUCCUCUAUUUGCUGCGCAAUGUGACGCGUACGCCGACGGGAGCACUGAGCCAGCGCGUAUCGCCAAGAACGGUGCAGCUGUGGUCCGAUUCGGCGUACAUGGGCCCGCCGUUCCUAGCGGCAUAUGGCGUGAUGACGGGCAACGAGACGCUCGUGCGUAUGGCGUACGAGCAGCUGCAGCUGCAGCGCGCGGCGCUGCGCAUCACACGCGGCCCGGGCACCGGUCUCUGGCAUCACAUCGUGCAAUUUAACGGAAGAAACAAGACGCCGCAUCCCAUUGAUUCGCGUGCAUGGCUUUCGGGCCUGGGGUGGGCUGCCGCUGGCAUGCUGCGCGUGGCGGCGAUGAUCAGUGCGAGUCCGUGGGCGCAGGCGAUGCAUGUGCCGCACGACAACCUGCUGCAGUGGACGGACGAGCUGCUGAAGGCUGUGUAUCAGAAUGUCGAUGGGACCACGGGUCUGCUGCCGAACAAUGCCAACAAUGCGUCGUCGUUUAGGGACGCGUCGGGCACGGCGCUUGUGACAUACGCGGCAUUCCGCCUGGGCAGCAUGGAUGCGUCGCGGCAGCAGUACGUGGAGCAGGCCGAGCGUGCCUAUCAAACGCUCUCGUCGGGACUCAGUCCUGCGAGUUCGUUUGUGGAUGGGCUCCUCACGGUCAACGAGCUCAACACGAGCGCGCCGGGCCCUACGUCCACAGAGAGCCUCUCGUUUAUGAUUCUCAUGUCGGCGGCGCGGCGCGACUAUUAUGCAGGCAACGUCCGCAGCCCGCACCAGAUACCCACGGAGGCGCGGCGCGGCCGGGCGCUCCCCUGCCGCUUGUGGUGGCAUUGGCGGCUGCUACACUAG
Messenger RNA from Malassezia sympodialis ATCC 42132, 3177 nucleotides. RefSeq lists its product as uncharacterized. Lineage: Eukaryota; Fungi; Basidiomycota; Malasseziomycetes; Malasseziales; Malasseziaceae. The coding region runs from base 1 to 3177 and encodes 1058 amino acids. The record is from RefSeq and is a predicted model, not a curated record. Gene Ontology annotation, biological process: carbohydrate metabolic process. The transcript has 3 exons.